Molecule: messenger RNA, 1836 nt
Organism: Antrostomus carolinensis (chuck-will's-widow)
Lineage: Eukaryota; Metazoa; Chordata; Aves; Caprimulgiformes; Caprimulgidae
Gene: ADCK1
Product: aarF domain containing kinase 1
Exons: 10
Coding region: 19-1581 (520 amino acids)
Biological process (GO): mitochondrion organization; lipid homeostasis; protein phosphorylation
Cellular component (GO): mitochondrial inner membrane
Molecular function (GO): protein kinase activity; ATP binding
Source: RefSeq, a predicted model, not a curated record
CGGCAGGGCUCAUCAGUCAUGGCACGAAGGGCCUUGAAGCUUGCCUCGCUGGUGGCAGCCUCUUCAGGCAUCUAUCUGUAUGGCAACAAGUUCCUGGAUCCCAAUGAUUUUGGAGUUGUUCGUGUGGGCCGAGCCAUUGCCACAACGGCAGUUAUCACGUAUGACUACCUCACCUCCCUUCGGAGCGUCCCAUAUGGAUCAGAGGAGUAUGAUUUCCUCAAAUCACAGGUGCACCUGCGCUCUGCUGAGCGCCUCCGGGAACUGUGCUGUGCCAACCGAGGCACCUUCAUCAAGGUGGGACAGCAUCUGGGAGCGCUUGACUACCUGCUGCCUGAGGAGUACACCCGCACCCUCAAAGUGCUGCACAGCCAGGCCCCACAGAGCACCAGGCAGGAGAUUGAGCAAGUCAUCCGUGAGGAUCUGGGCAAAGAGAUAAAAGAGCUCUUUGUGAGUUUUGAGGACACUCCCUUGGGAGCAGCAUCACUAGCCCAGGUGCACAAGGCAGUGCUGCAGGACGGGAGAACAGUGGCAGUGAAAAUCCAGCACCCAAAGGUCCAAGCUCAGAGCUCCAAGGAUAUUUUGCUCAUGGAGGUUCUCCUUUGGGUUGUGAAGCAGAUCUUUCCAGAUUUUGAAUUCAUGUGGCUGGUGGAAGAAGCUAAGAAGAAUCUGCCCUUGGAGCUAGAUUUUCUCAACGAAGGCAGAAAUGCUGAGAAGGUUGCUCAUAUGCUCAAGAACUUUGACUUCCUGAAGGUCCCCAGGAUCUACUGGGAGCUCUCAACAAGGCGCGUCCUUCUCAUGGAGUUUGUGGAAGGGGGACAGGUGAACGACAGCGCCUACAUGGAGAGGAAUGGCAUCAAUGUCAACGAGAUCUCUCGCAACCUGGGGAAGCUCUACAGCGAAAUGAUCUUUGUGAACGGCUUUGUGCACUGUGACCCACACCCAGGCAACGUGCUAGUGAAGAAAUGUCCAGCCUCUGGCAAGGCCCACAUUAUCCUCCUGGACCAUGGGCUCUACCAGGUGCUGAGUGAGUCAUUCCGCAUGGACUACUGCCGCCUUUGGCAGGCCCUCAUCAAGGCUGAUAUGAAGAAGGUGCAGAAGUACAGCCGGCGGCUCGGGGCAGGGGAUUUGUACCCUCUCUUUGCCUGCAUGCUGACCGCCAGAUCCUGGGAAUCUGUCAACAGGGGCAUUGACCGGUCUCCAGUCUCAGCCAGCGAGGAUGUGGAGAUCCGGUCCAAUGCUGCUGCUUACCUACCCCAGAUCACCCAGCUCCUCAACAAUGUCCCCCGCCAGAUGCUGCUGCUGCUGAAGACCAAUGACUUGUUAAGGGGGAUUGAGUCAGCCCUGCACACGCGGGCCAGUGCCAGCUCCUUCCUCAACAUGUCUCGCUGCUGCAUCAGAGCCGUUUCCACGUACCAGAGGAGCAAGAGUCACUCGCUUUACAGGAGGGUCCAGAUCUCACUCACGGAAGCCCUGAGCCUGUGGCAGAUCAACUUGUGUGAAUUCUUCCUGUGGCUGAAGGGGUCCCAUCUGGGGAACUGGGUCAUUGCUCUGCUGAGCCGGAUGCACCAUUCCACAUACUGACAUGAACUGGUGGGAGAGGCCUGGGUGCUCCCUCCCUCCCUUCUGUUCUCCGUGGCACAUUUGCCUUUCUGACUGCUUCCAUCUUCUGUGGGCUAUUUUUGGGUCUUGUUCCAUGUUACAUGCUGCACUGUCCUUAUCUGUUCCAGCAAUAGCUUUCUCUGUUGCACCAAGAGGUGGAGUUUGUACUGGAGCUCUGCUGUUCCAUGGUUUAGGAAAACGAGGUGCAGGAUACUGGGCGUCAGGAAAGGCAGAGGA